Messenger RNA from Cydia fagiglandana, 615 nucleotides. RefSeq lists its product as uncharacterized. The record is from RefSeq and is a predicted model, not a curated record. Bases 1 to 615 code for a protein of 204 amino acids. Lineage: Eukaryota; Metazoa; Arthropoda; Insecta; Lepidoptera; Tortricidae. The transcript has 4 exons.
AUGUCAAAUGGUACUGGUAACCAUGGUGUAUUACGCCAGACCAUAACUCAACAACUGCCUCAAGAAGUCUACCAGAAGAAAGGCUACGUGCCAUCCAGUCGGCCGACUACUGGGGCCGUGAGCGAUCGUAGGCAAAAGGAAUUAUUGGUGAUGUCAGCGGCCGAUAUCAUACACGGAACUAAUCCUAUGAUAUGGCGCACCGCUGACAUCAGGAUGAGGAGCGAUCAGUGCGCGUCGUUUGAGGUCGGCUUCGUCUUUAAGACUCUGGAGAACACCUAUGGAAAAAUGCUGGACCUAUACAAUACGACGGUGCAGAUACGCAAGAAGAAUACCAAUAUAGACCACAUGGACCACAUGAUGUUUUUGCAGAAGUUUGAGAAGCUACACUGGCGGAUAUAUCACCUGCACAACAUGCUUCACGAGGUCGAGAGGAAAUACAAGAUGGACGCCAUCAUCAACGGAUCGGGCAUGUUCCAAGAUGGUAAACGCUGGACGCGCACCACACGGCAUGGAAACAGAUCGGUCAAGACCAAGACCUUCACCUGGCCCAAGCGCACCACCAGCUGGUGGCGACCGCUGGAGUACGGCUGGAAUACAGACUACUUCUACUGGUAA